AUGGUUAAAUCAUUGGUCACGCAACAUUUCCGUGACAAACAAACCUCAUUUGCAAAUGAUGAACAAACAGAUCUCAUCCGAGGAAAGGAGGGAGUGGCAGAGUUGUUUCAAAAGCCUCUAUUCCAAAUCACAUGUGGUGAUCUCGGAACGACUGCUCGUGAUGUUGAAGCCGAGCUAGAAAAGAAUUUUGCAUUGGCAAGUAGAUGGGGCUGCAUUCUACUUCUAGAUGAAGCCGAUGUCUUCCUAUCUGCUCGGGAGCGGAAAGACUUUGAGCGUAACGGUCUAGUAGCAGAUUUUGAUGAGGCAUUUGCGUCCCGAAUUCACAUGAGUCUCCAUUAUCCUGAGCUUGAUGAAGCAAAGACCAAAAAGAUCUUCAAGCUUAAUCUUAACCUGAUUCAAGAGCGAUUUGAUCGCCAGGGUCGAAAGAUUAUCUAUGAUGUCUCAUCCAUUGAAAACUUUGCUGAACAGCACUUUCGAGAUAACAUAUAUAGCAGAUGGAAUGGACGACAAAUCCGGAAUGCAUGCCAGACUGCCUUAGCAUUGGCUGAGUUUGACACUCAUGGUGGCAACACAGAAGCUACGGUAGAUAAGGAUUUGGCUGUUGCGCUACAGUUAAAGCACUUCACGGUUGUGCAAAGGGCUUAUCUCGACUUUGCCAAGUAUCUAGGCGAUAUUCAUGGCACAAAGGGAGAUCAACACGCCCAGCAGAUUCUCGGUAAGACGAGAGGAUUCAAGACGAAGUGCCAGUGA
Molecule: messenger RNA, 750 nt
Organism: Phaeoacremonium minimum UCRPA7
Lineage: Eukaryota; Fungi; Ascomycota; Sordariomycetes; Togniniales; Togniniaceae
Product: putative aaa family atpase protein
Exons: 5
Coding region: 1-750 (249 amino acids)
Source: RefSeq, a predicted model, not a curated record